UUAAACCUAGGGUUUAAGCCGUUUCGUUCUUCUCUCUUUCUUCUCCGAUCAUCUUCCUCUGCUCAGUAUAGAACACAAGAAGUUAAAAAUGCGAUCUUUAUUAGCUUUCAGAAAAAUCCCACCACCGUUUCUUCUUCGUUGGUUGAUACACAGUAAACCCUUUUGCUCACAGUUUCGAUUUCCCAAAGAAUCCGGCAAUCCAAGCCCACAAGCUAACGGAUCCGCUUCCGACGAGAAUCCACCCACCUCCUCCGUAGUAGUAGAGAAUCUCUCGACUACAAAGCCUGAACAGAAAGACGAAUCGCGUGUAAUCGACGCGCUUCUAGACCGGAGGAACGAUCCGGAAUCAGCUCUUCGGUUCUACAACUGGGCUAGACCUGGAAGUUUCGAAGUCGGUGACUCCUUCUGGUUACUCAUUAACAUUCUCGUUAGCUCUCCCGAGAGCCACGGACGCGCACGUGACUUGCUCCAACGGUACGUGUCUUCAAGCAGUCCGAUGACAAUGCCAAAGGUCUUAGUCACUAACUUGGUAGAAUCAGCGAAGUCGUUUGGGUUUGAAGUAAAGGCGUUGCCUUUUAGUUACUUGUUGAAUGCUUACACCAGAGAGAGGAGGACUGAUUACGCUGUGGAUUGCAUUAAUCUAAUGAUAGAGCUAGGUUUGCCUCCUUACGUUAGAUAUGUCAACAACACUUUAAGCGCUUUAGUGAGAAUGAACUCGAUAAACGAAGCUAAGGAGCUCUAUGGUAAGAUGGUCGCUACUGGUCUUGUUGCUGGUGAUAAAGCCACAGCGCAUUUACUGAUGCGAGCGAGUUUAAGAGAAGAGAAACCCGAGGAGGCUUUGGAGGUUUUUAGUGAAGCUAUCGAGAGAGGAGAGGAGCCUGAUGGUUUGCUUUAUAGCCUUGCUAUCCAAGCUUGCUGCAAGACGGUUAAUUUGGGUAUGGCGUUUGGUUUGUUGAGAGAGAUGAAGGAGAAGAAGAAGCUGUGUGUCUCGCAGGAGACGUAUACUUCUGUGAUAGUGGCUUUGGUGAAGCAAGAUAAGGUGGAGGAGGCGGUUAGGUUGAAGGAUGAGAUGGUGAGCGAGGGGAUACCGAUGAAUGUGAUUGCAGCAACGAGUCUGGUCAAGGGACAUUGCAAGAACGGUGACUUGGGUAGCGCUUUGGAGAUCUUUCGUAAGAUGGAAAGAGAAGGACCGUCUCCGAACCGUGUUACUUUCUCGGUUUUGAUAGAGUGGUUUAGUAAGAACGGGGACAUGGAAAGAGUGCUUGAGUUUUACAAGAAGAUGGAAGCUUUAGGUAUUACUCCUUCCGCCUUUCAAGUCCACUCGGUGAUCCAAGUGUGUUUGAAAGGUCAGAGACCGGAACAUGGAUUGAAACUCUUUGAUGACUACUUCGAAACCGGUACUGCAAACAUCUUCAUUUGUAACAGUAUGUUGUCUUGGCUAUGCAAGCAAGGUAAGAUAGACGAGACUAAAGACUUGUUAAGGAAGAUGGAGAGUAGAGGUCUUGGACCUAAUGUAGUUUCUUACAACAACGUGAUGCUUGCCCUCUGCAGAACGAAGAGGCUGGACUUGGCUCUUACUGUCUUUUCAGAAAUGCUGGAGAAGGAUAUAAAGCCUAACGACUACACUUACUCCACUCUGAUCGACGGGUGUUUCAAGAAUCGUGAUUUUCACAACGCUUGGGAAGUCAUCGCUCAGAUGAACUCUUCCGAUAUCGAAGUCAAUGAGGUCGUGUACCACACGGUUAUCAAUGGUUUAUGCAAAUCUGGUCAGAGUUCUAAAGCGAGAGAUAUGUUGGAAGAUCUGAUGAGAGAGAAGCGGGUUUGUAUCGGUUGCAUGAGUUACAACACCAUCAUCGAUGGAUUUAUCAAAGAGAGUAGAAUGGACUCUGCCGUUGCAGCUUACAGGGAGAUGUGUGGCAAUGGUGUUUCGCCGAACGUGGUGACUUAUACAUGUAUGAUGGAUGGGUUAUGUAAAAACAGUAGAAUGGAUCAAGCGCUGGAGAUGAGGAAGGAGAUGAAGAACAAAGGUCUGAAGCUUGAUGUUCCAGCUUAUGGUGCACUUAUCGAUGGGUUCUGCAAAAAGGGUGAAAUGAAAAGUGCAUCUGCUCUGUUCUCUGAGCUCUUGAAAGAAGGGCUGGAUCCAAACGAAGCUGUUUACAACAGCUUGAUAUCUGGAUUCCGUAAUCUUGGAAACAUGGAAGCAGGGCUUGAUUUGUACAAGAAAAUGUUGAAAGACGGUCUGAGAUGUGAUCUGCGGACGUACACAACGCUGGUCGAUGGGUUGUUGAAAGAAGGAAACUUGAUCAUGGCCUUUGGUUUGUACACAGAGAUGCAGGGGUUGGGUAUUGUGGCUGAUGAGAUCAUGUGUUCGGUUAUCGUAAACGGUCUUAGCAAGAUGGGACAGUUUGUGGAAGUGGUUAAGAUGUUUGAGGAGAUGAAGAAGAAUGAUGUCACUCCAAAUGUGUUUAUCUACAACGCUGUGAUUGCAGGACAUUUUAAAGAAGGAAACCUUGAUGAGGCUUUUAGACUUCAUGAUGAGAUGCUUGACAAGGGUCUUGUACCCGAUGGUGUUACAUUUGAUAUUCUAGUGAGAGGGAAAUAUGGAGAAUCUCAAUGUAUUGGUGUAGAAAGUUUGUAGCUGCAUUAUUGACUUAUUAGUUUAGCUUUGGCUUCUCAAUAAUCUGGCUGUGUUUAUUAAAAGCUUUGGAGGGGUUGCAGGUUAAAGCCGUUAAGUUACAAGAUUAAAUUAGUCUAUUCUUUUGAUCAGCUUUGCUCAUAAGUCAUAAGCAAUGGGUUUGCUUUGUCAUUCUUAUGGCAUAGUUGUGCCUAUGAAGGGUCAAGCUUUGACCUGGGAACUUAUAAUACUGUUGCAUUCCUAGGCUAGUGUUGUGAGUCUUGUGACUGUUGUCUUUCUUCGGAAACUUCUUUCUGAACAAUUUUUUUC
Molecule: messenger RNA, 2944 nt
Organism: Brassica oleracea var. oleracea
Lineage: Eukaryota; Viridiplantae; Streptophyta; Magnoliopsida; Brassicales; Brassicaceae
Product: pentatricopeptide repeat-containing protein At3g54980, mitochondrial
Exons: 1
Coding region: 89-2638 (849 amino acids)
Molecular function (GO): protein binding
Source: RefSeq, a predicted model, not a curated record